AUGGUAGGCAGCUAUGCUAAUGUUGGUGCUACUUUGCGAGAUUUUCGAAAUUUUAACCGUGAUUUGAAGUGCUUUGUUGGAGUGCGAGAUGGACAAAUGCUUAUUGACAAAUUCAAAGUUACAAAGGAGAGUUCUAAAACAUUUUAUUUUGCUUAUGAGGUUGAUAGUGAAGGACACUUGACGAAGCUUUUCUGGUCUGAUGUGAUUGGACAAAGGAAUUUUGAAUUAUAUGGUGAUGCUGUAUCGUUUGAUGCCACUUUUGAUACAAAUAAGUACAAUAUGAUUUUUGCUCCAUUCACCGGUGUAGAUAAACAUGACAGAUGUGUUACGUUUGGUGCUUGUCUUUUAUCAAAAGAAGAUGUUACGCACUAUAGCUGGGCUUUUGAUCAUUUUGUUAAAGUAAUGGGUAGAAAUCCAGUGGUGAUAAUAACAGAUCAGUGCCCUGCCAUGAAAAUUGCUGUACCUGCGUCAUUCAAUUCUAAUAAUGGAUUGGUCUCAACUAAACAUCGUUUAUGCAUGUGGCAUAUUAUGGAAAAAUUCCCGGCAAAGCUUGGUAAUCGUUUAUGCAAGGAAACUGAUUUCAUGGAAAAAAUGAAAACUUAUAUAUGGGCUUCUCAUUUAGAAAUUGCUGAGUUUGAGGAAGGUUGGGAGGCAGUAUUUAAAGAAUUCAAGUUGGAGUCGAACAAGUGGCUGUUAGAUAUGUAUGAAAUAAGAUCGUCUUGGAUUCCUGCUUAUUUUAGAGAUGAACCAAUGUUUGGCUUAAUGAGGACUACGUCACGAUCAGAGAGUGAGAACUCUUUCUUUGGUCAGUUUCACAAACAGGGUGACACUCUUUGCGAGUUUUGGUUGCGAUUUCAGAGUGCUAUGGAGAGACAACGUAAUGAGACAGAGAGGUUGGAUCACGAGUCAGAUUCAUUCACUCCAAAUAUACUGUCAAGGUGGUUUAUUGAGGAUGAUGCAGCAGCCAUAUUCACAAGGGAGAUAUUUUAUAAAAUUCAGGAAGAAAUACUUGCAGGAUGCUUGGAUAUGCAAAUAAAACGUAUGAGUGAAGAGAUUGAUGGUGUUACUGCUUUGGAAAUCAAGGACGUGAAAAUCAAAGAUAAAGUUUUUAAGGUGUCUGUUAGUAAAAAUCAUGCUGUUUGUUCUUGCAAGAAAUUCGUUAUGUGUGGAAUAGUAUGCAGACAUGCUUUUUGCGGCUUGAAACAAAUAGGGGUGACAAAGUUUCCUAGGAGCCUUGUGUUGAAUAGAUGGAUGAAAAUAGCAGAAAGUGGUACUUCCUCUGCUGCGCUUUCAGUAUCAGAAGAUUAUUUGAAGAUGGAGAAGGUUUCGUUAAAAAUAACAGAUAUUUGGUUUGAUUUUCGAGAAUUGGUUAACAAGGCUGGUUUUCAUUUGGAGAAGCUUGAUGUUGUUCAUCAAACCGUAUUGCAGUUGACAGCUGAUCUUGAGAGUUCUAAUGAACAUGCUGAAUUUACUAAACGAGAUCAUUUGGCAGCUAUGGUUGGUGACCAACCUAGUGGACCUAUUGAAGUUCUUGCGCCGAAUGUUUGUAAGAAUAAAGGAAAUUUUUUCAAGAGGUUGAUUAGUGAUAGGGAGAAGGCGAUUAAUAAAUCUAAGAAGAGAACGCGAAAAUGCAAGUUAUGUUCGGCAACAACUCAUGAUUCAAGGACAUGUGCAAAGAGGCAGAAAGUGUGA
Molecule: messenger RNA, 1692 nt
Organism: Daucus carota subsp. sativus
Lineage: Eukaryota; Viridiplantae; Streptophyta; Magnoliopsida; Apiales; Apiaceae
Product: protein FAR1-RELATED SEQUENCE 5-like
Exons: 4
Coding region: 1-1692 (563 amino acids)
Biological process (GO): regulation of DNA-templated transcription
Molecular function (GO): zinc ion binding
Source: RefSeq, a predicted model, not a curated record